CCCCACAUGCACAUAUCCACUUUAUUAUAUAAGGUAGCCAUCCUUCCCUUCUUUCCCUUCUUCUUUCCUCUUCUCAUCGAAUCACUCACCCCUCCACCUUCCUUCAUCAUCUCAUUCCUCCUCCUCCUCAUUCCUCCUCCUUCUUUGUUCCUUCCCUCGCUCGUCUUAUUUUUUUAAUCCAACCGAGACAGAUACCAAAUGGAGCCUUCGUCAACCACAGCUUCUGCCCGUCUCGCCGCGGUGCAGAACCACCUCACGAUCCAGCCAUGCUUCCAGCGGUAUGCGAUCCACAACGAUAAGCCCACAGGUCCCGCUGAUCUGGCCCGCGAGCGUGCCAAUGCAUCCUUCAAGGUCGAGGACAUGACCGAGGUCAUCCUCCGCGGCAAGGAGAACGUCGAGGCCCUUAACAUCGCGUUCCAGCUGAUCCAGCGCGACCCGGACCUGCGCAUGCGUGAGGGCCACCAUUAUGACUUGACCAGGGCCCAGGACCGUGAGCAGACAAUGCGCCAGAUCGCCCGCACGCUCGAGUUGAAGAAGCAGAUCAAGGACCCUCGUCUUCAUCAGGCCUUGUUCAUGGCCAUGGCCUUCUAUUCCGAGUCGUACUCGAUGAGGAUGUAUGUCCACGACAUGUUGUUCAAGCAGGCGUUGUUGCUCUUUGGAACUGCAGAGCAGCAGGAUAAGUGGAUGGACGAUAUCGAGAACUGGAGAGUCAUUGGAUGCUUUGCCAUGACCGAGUUGGGACACUCGUCCAACUUGCGCGGUUUGGAGACGACUUCGACCUACGAUCGCGCCACCAACGAGUUCGUGAUCCAUUCGCCCACCUUGACCGCCACCAAGUGGUGGAUCGGCAUGUCUGGCGAGACUGCAACCCACACCGUUGCUAUUUGCCAAACCGUCGUUGAUGGAGAGAGCCACGGUAUCAACUGGUUCAUCGUUCCCCUCCGCGAUCCCAAGACCGGACGCCUCUUGCCCGGUGUGACCUGCGGAGACAUCGGCCACAAGUCCUCUCGCCAGGGUCUCGACAACGGCUGGAUCCAAUUCACACAGGUCCGCAUCCCCCGCGAGAACAUGUUGAUGAAAUGGGCCUCGAUGAGCCCCGAGGGUGAGUUUACACCUUCGCCUAACCCUGUCCUGUCCUAUGCGACCCUCAUCCCCGAGCGUUUCACGAUCCUGAGCGGAUCCCAAGUCGUGUUGGCCCAGACCUUGACAAUCGCCGUCCGCUAUGGAGCCGUCCGUCGCCAGGGUAACCACGACGAGCAGAUCUUGGACUACCAGACCCACUACACCAGCUUGAUGCCCGGAGUUGCAUUCAUCUACAUGCUUAACAUCGUCGACCGUGAGCUGUUCGAUAAGUGGGACGAAGUUGCUGAGUAUGCCCAGACGGACGCUGGUGCGUUUAUGCGCGAGAUCCCUGAUCAGCACGGAGUCUCGGCUGGUUUCAAGGGAGCCUUGGCCUGGUACGUGACCGACAUCCUGGAGUCUUGCCGUCGUGCCUGCGGUGGUCACGCUUAUUCCGCUUACAACUCGAUCGCUGGACUGAUCGGCGAUUAUGGUGUGGUCACGACCGGAGGUGGAGACAACGUGGUGUUGAUGCAGCAGUCGGCUCGCUACCUGAUUACCACCCUGAAGUGGGCCCAGGAAGGCCAGGAGGUCGUCGGAUCCGUCAGCUACUUCAACGACUACAAGAAGAUCCUCCAGAACCCCAAGACCACACUCCAGGACCCUCGCGAUCUCCUCAACCACGAUUUCGUGAUCGAUGUCCUGACCUGGGCUUGUGCCAAGAAGGCGACUGACUUGGGCGCGAUCCUUGCGGAAGCUGGCAAGGCCAACUUCGACCAGGCUUGGAAUGCCAACCAGACGGAACUGGUUCGUCUUGCAGAUGUGCACGCUUGGAGAUACUUCUUGAUCUUGUACCAGCGUGGUAUUGACCGCGAGAAGAGCAAGACUGUGUACCCAAUGUUGCGCAAGAUGGGUCAGUUGAUGAGCACUUUCGCGCUUCAGAAGCACUUGGAUCUGUUCAUGGAAGAAGGAUACUUUGAUGGCUCGCACUCGAAGAUGGUGCGCCAGCUGUUCUUGGAUCAGUGCAAGGAGUUGCGCAAGGAUGCGGUUCCACUGGUGGACGCCUGGAUCAUUCCUGAUUAUAUCAUCAAGGCGCCCAUUGGAAAGUAUGAUGGAAACAUCUACCCGGCUUACUUUGCCACGGUCAACGAGGCCCAGAAGUCGUUCGACCCUCCAGCGUACUGGCACAAGUAUGCGUCACCCUUGGUCAACGCCCCUCGCCCUGGUGAGAAGAAGGGAUGCCAUUGCUAGAUUGUCGUCAAGUAACCGUGCACGCGCAAUAUAGACCGGGAAGGACGGAGUGAGAUGGAGAUAUAUCCUUGUACAAAGACCAAAAUAAAGCUGUUCAGCAGAGCAAUU
Molecule: messenger RNA, 2418 nt
Organism: Gamsiella multidivaricata
Lineage: Eukaryota; Fungi; Mortierellomycota; Mortierellomycetes; Mortierellales; Mortierellaceae
Exons: 4
Coding region: 199-2310 (703 amino acids)
Biological process (GO): lipid homeostasis; fatty acid beta-oxidation using acyl-CoA oxidase
Cellular component (GO): peroxisome
Molecular function (GO): fatty acid binding; acyl-CoA oxidase activity; FAD binding
Source: RefSeq, a predicted model, not a curated record